This is a messenger RNA of Hibiscus syriacus, 1399 nucleotides long. RefSeq names its product transmembrane protein 64-like. Bases 143 to 1066 code for a protein of 307 amino acids. The transcript is spliced from 4 exons. NCBI's taxonomy places the organism in Eukaryota, Viridiplantae, Streptophyta, Magnoliopsida, Malvales, Malvaceae. The record is from RefSeq and is a predicted model, not a curated record.
GGUUUUCUUUUUUAAAUUCUUAUUAUUUUUCUUUAGGUUUGCUUGCUUUGCUUAGCUGAUCCUCUUCUUUGCUUGCGACAUUUUCCUUCUCUUAUUUUCUCAGGAAACAAACAGGAAAUUAGAGUUCUUGCUCUGAAAUCCAAUGACUUUUUAUGAUGAUACUAUUAAUAUUGAGGGGGGAGAGGUGGUGCCAGAGCUGAAACUAAGAGUUGAGGGCGACGAUGGUGUUAACGGAAAAGGGGAAACUUUGAGACAACGAUUAUUAGAAGAAUGUGAAGCAGGAGAGAGGGAUUUGUCUGUGCAGGAGCCAGGCUUUUGUUCUUUACGGGGAAGGUCUAUUUGGUUUUGGAUCAAGUCGGGGAUUCUGUUUACAUUUAUAGGGUUAUUGGCUGCUGUUUUCUUCAAAUGGGUUGGUCCCUUUUUAAUGGAUAAGGAGCUAAUGCCUAUUAUAAAUUGGGAGAUGACAACCUUUAGCACUCCAGUGCUGGCAGUUCUAGUCUUUGCUUCUGUGGCAUUGUUCCCUACAAUACUCCUACCUUCUACACCAUCUAUCUGGGUGGCAGGGAUGACUUUUGGUUAUGGUUUUGGAUUUCUACUAAUCAUAUCAGCAGCUGCUGUGGGGGUAUCACUUCCAUUCUUUAUUGGCUCUCUUUUCCUUCACAGAAUUCAAGGUUGGUUAGAAAAAUGUCCCAAGAAAGCUGCCAUUCUGAGAGCAGCUGGAGAAGGAAAUUGGUUUCAUCAGUUUAAAGUUGUAACAUUAAUCAGGAUCUCUCCAUUCCCAUAUAUAAUAUAUAACUACUGUGCGGUGGCAACACAUGUUAAGUACGGUCCUUACAUCUUGGGAUCUUUAGUAGGAAUGGUGCCAGAAAUUUUCGUUGCAAUAUACACAGGUAUCCUCAUACAGACGUUGGCAGAUGCUUCACAAGAGCGACACAGCCUAUCGGCUCCGCAGAUAUUGUUAAAUGUUGGUGGUUUCCUUUUAACAGUGGUGACAGCAAUUGUUUUCACGGUUUAUGCUAAAAGGAAACUAAAAGUGUUGCAGGGUGAAGAAUUGGUAUUGCUGUAAGCUGUAGCUUGGUUUAAGAGGACAUCAAUCUCAUGUGUAGGGCUGGAUGAGGUAAAUAAUUUAUUGAACUACUUCAUCCGUAUGAGGAAAUGUGACGCGGGAAAACCAAACCAAGACAAAAUUCUAACAUCUUACUGAAAAGGAUGUUUCAUUCUUCCAUUUUUAUAAGACUUUAAUCUUGUCUUCCUCUCUCUCACACGUAAUUGAGAUUUGUAUAUGAAUGGAAUUUGUCUCUAUGAAAGUGGACCAAGGCAAUAUUGUUGACAUUAUUAUUAUGUACAUGAUUCAACUUCGUUUUCGUGUUGACUUGCUGGAUAUUUUAUUCUUCAGAAU